Messenger RNA from Mucor velutinosus, 405 nucleotides. RefSeq names its product iron-binding protein. Gene Ontology annotation, molecular function: 2 iron, 2 sulfur cluster binding. Bases 1 to 405 code for a protein of 134 amino acids. Gene Ontology annotation, biological process: iron-sulfur cluster assembly. Gene Ontology annotation, cellular component: mitochondrion; cytoplasm. The transcript is spliced from 3 exons. The record is from RefSeq and is a predicted model, not a curated record. NCBI's taxonomy places the organism in Eukaryota, Fungi, Mucoromycota, Mucoromycetes, Mucorales, Mucoraceae.
AUGCAUUUCAACGCUAUCCUUAAGCAAGCUGCCACGAAUUCGAUAAAAUCCGGAAACACAAGCUCACGACUUCGCUUAAGAAAGGCUGCAUUGACCUUGACACCAGCAGCAGUUUCUCGAUUGAAGGCAUUGACUGAAGGCCCCACCCCACAAUACUUGCGAGUUGGAGUCAAGCAGAAAGGAUGUUCUGGCAAUUCAUACGAUUUACAAUUCACAGAUUCGAAAGGAAAAUUUGAUGAAAUAGUCAAUCAAGAUGGCGUUACAGUGUUAGUGGAUUCAAAGGCCUUGAUUACUGUGUUGGGUAGUGAGAUGGAUUUCGUCCAAGACAAGUUGUCUGAACAUUUCGUAUUCAACAAUCCCAAUGCAAAAGGAACUUGCGGAUGUGGAGAAUCCUUUGCUGUUUAA